GCCCCGCUGGGCGGUAACUACAGCCAGUGCCGGUCACCAGUCACCUGUUCGCGAUCCCAGCGCAGCCAAUGCGCAGUCAGGUUGCGGCCCUGGUGCACUGUGGUGUCGCCUCUUCCCAGAGUCCUGGCCUCCUUAGGGCGUGGGAGGCGGUCUUCUCGGCACUGGCAGUCUCGCAGGGCUGCGGGGAGGUGGCGGACUGGCCUUUGUGGUGGCCUCAGCUGGGUCAACACAGAGCGUAGCCACUUGUAUGGCCAGUGGCGCCAGGACGACCUGAGUCACCAGAAGAGAGCCAGGACGCUCAGUGCAGCUGCUGGCCUGCUGGGUCUUACCGCUUGGCCCUUAGGCUCUCACCACCCCACCUCACCCAGACCCUAGGCUGUGUGGUACUCAGCUGGUUGCCCAUGGCACCCCUCGCAGUGGGACCUACCCAGGAUUACAUUGAGGGGAAUGGGAUUGUAGGGUCCCCAAAUCUUUCCCAGUUGAUGAUGUGAGGGAAGGUGAGAUUUUUUUCUCCUCCUGGAUACGGGGUCUGCUGGGCUGUAAGAACAUGACCCACUUACCUGAAAUGGUUUUCUCUGCUUCUGGCUAGGCCAUCAUGUGGUCCCUGACCAGGCAGGGGAUGACAGAGCCACUGCCGUGAUGAGCAGACCAAACCCCGAGUGAGGGACCACAGUGUGUUUCCCACCAGUUAGAACCUCCUCUGUGCUGGUGGUUUCCAGUCCUUGCUGAGUAUAAGACUGUUCUGGUAUGUUAGCCAACAUUGCUGUCUUGUCCCUAAUCACCUUGUCUCAUUAUCCCUCGUCCUUGUGCAGGUGAAGAAGUAGAGACAAGUGGAAGAGUUUCUUCCUCAGGCCACAAAACAGUUGCGGAGGCUGGAGGUCAGAGAUCAAGGUGUCGGCCAAGUUUGCCUCUACUGAGGACUGAGAGAGAAUCUGCCCAUCUCUGUCCCCAACCUUCUGAUGGUUUGCAGGCAAGCUUUGGCAUCCCUUGGCUUAUAGAUCUUGAUCUUCAUCUUCACAAGGCCACGUGAAGCCCACGGAUCUCUGGGGAGAUGAAGUUCUGCUGCCUCUCCUUCCGGCAGCCUUAUGCAGGUUUUGUCUUAAAUGGGGUCAAGACUCUGGAGACUCGUUGGCGUCCCGUGCUGAGCAGCCACCGGCACUGUACCCUCGCAAUCCACAUUGCUCACAGGGACUGGGAAGAUGCUGUCUGGAGGCAGAUGCUGCUGGAGAGGCUGGGAUGGAACCCCACGCAGAUUCAGGCCUUGCUUCGGGAAGGGGAGAAGUAUGGCCGUGGAGUGAUCGCUGGGCUCGUUGACAUUGGGGAAACUUUUCAGUGCCCAGAAAACUUAGCUCCUGAUGAGGUCGUGGAACUGGAAAAUCAGGCUGUGUUGACCAAUCUGAAGCAGAAGUACCUGACUACACUUUCAAACCCCAGGUGGUUACUGGAGCCCAUACCCAGGAAAGGGGGAAAGGAUAUCUUCCAAGUAGACAUCCCAGAGCAUGUGAUCCCCUUGGGGCAGGAGGACUCCUCACAGGAAGGUUACCGACAAACCAGCUGAAUCAUGACCAUCAACUGGCCAUAAUGCCCCAGACGUAGAAAUCAGGUUCAAUCUGAAUUGGCACCACUGUGCAGAGCACUACCCACCAUCUGCUGUUCGUGUAAACAGAUUUCUGGGCUCAGAUGUAGGGGGCUUUCAUCCUGAGAUGCCAUUCUGGGCUGAUUGACAGUCUCAAGGACUUUGACCUUUAGGGAAAAGGGAAAGCUGCUGCCGCGGUCCAGCCGCAGCGGGAGUCAGGGUUGCUGAAGGUGGGCAAGGCGUC
This is a messenger RNA of Miniopterus natalensis, 1820 nucleotides long. It is a transcript of the gene EOLA1, whose product is annotated as endothelium and lymphocyte associated ASCH domain 1. Lineage: Eukaryota; Metazoa; Chordata; Mammalia; Chiroptera; Miniopteridae. The record is from RefSeq and is a predicted model, not a curated record.